UAAAGGUUUCUUUCUCCUCCCACUUUUUAUCUUAUUUUCUUUGUUUUUAUUUUUAAAUUUUGGUCCCCCUUUUUAUUGUAAGAAGCCCCAAAAUUUAAAUGGGCAUGCCGUAAAAAGUAGGGAAAAAUGGUUUUCGAAUUAAUAAACGCGAACCCCGUCGUGUACGAGAAGAAAGAGCGUCGAGCUCGAAGCGCGCCGAGUGAUUAUUCAGAUGAAUACGCCGCGGAACCCAUCGAUCAACAAGAAGUUUUCGAUCAUGUAAGAGAUAUAAAGGACCCAGAGCACCCAUACUCGUUGGAGGAGCUCAAAGUAAUAACAGAAGAUGCAAUCGAAGUAGAUGACAUGCAAAGUUAUGUUAGAGUCACAUUUACUCCCACAGUUGAACACUGCAGCAUGGCGACAAUUAUUGGACUUUGCUUGCGAGUAAAACUUUUGAGGAGCUUGCCUUCUCGUUACAAGGUUGAUAUAAGGGUAGCCCCUGGGUCUCAUGCAUCUGAAGCAUCAGUUAACAAACAACUGAAUGACAAAGAACGGGUGGCAGCAGCACUGGAGAACCCAAAUCUCGUGGAUAUGGUCGAUGAAUGCCUGGCUCCAUCUUAUGGUUGAACAUGCUGUACAUCCAUACAAUGUAGUUGGAUUAAUAGUUUCUCCGAGCCUUUUGAAGAAUUAGCUCUGAUCCAAUACUAGCAUUCGAUUUCUUUCCUUUCUCAGCAUAUUUGGCCAUUCCUGUUUUGUAAUCUGAGUUAGAUAUAAUUUGAAUGCCCCCUGGUUUAUUUCUAAGUCUUGUAUUGUGGGUAACUAUAAUAAUGCCUUGUGUUCUGGUAUCUUAGAUAUAAAAGUAGAAACAUUGUAAAUUUUUAGUAUCUAUUGGUAAGCAACAUCAUGGGUAUAUUUUAUCGAUUCAAA
Juglans regia (Persian walnut) is the source of this 906-nucleotide messenger RNA. RefSeq names its product protein AE7. NCBI's taxonomy places the organism in Eukaryota, Viridiplantae, Streptophyta, Magnoliopsida, Fagales, Juglandaceae. The coding region runs from base 127 to 606 and encodes 159 amino acids. The record is from RefSeq and is a predicted model, not a curated record. The transcript is spliced from 6 exons. Gene Ontology annotation, biological process: iron-sulfur cluster assembly.